This is a messenger RNA of Zea mays, 1403 nucleotides long. Its product is annotated as Zinc finger CCCH domain-containing protein 52. Lineage: Eukaryota; Viridiplantae; Streptophyta; Magnoliopsida; Poales; Poaceae. Bases 68 to 1144 code for a protein of 358 amino acids. The transcript is spliced from 3 exons. Gene Ontology annotation, molecular function: mRNA binding; metal ion binding. The record is from RefSeq and is marked validated.
GGCGCCGCUGUUCGCAACCCAAGCAGUAGCCGAGCCAACGAAGGCGUGCGAGCGGAGGCAAUCAUACAUGGACGGCAGCCGCAAGAGGGUGGACGCGGAAGACGUCAAAGGGGAUUCCACCGGCGGGAAGCGAUUGCGAGCAUCGGAGUCAUUUCAAAGUGGCGUAGGAAGCAAAGUGAAGCUAUGCACCAAUUUUUUCAGUACUUAUGGUUGUCCCUUUGGUGAGGGCUGCCAUUUUGUCCAUUACUUCCCUGGUGACUACCGGGCCGUUUCAGAAAUGACCAACCUGGGUGGCGCAACAAUCGCACCUCCUGGAGGAAUGAUGAUGGAUGGGCCACCUACACCCAUCGUGAAGACUCGCUUGUGCAACAAGUACAACACUGCAGAGGGAUGCAAAUGGGGGGACAGAUGCCACUUUGCACAUGGUGAAAGUGAGCUUGGCAAGUCUAUGAUGGACAACUAUAUGCCACCCCCCAUCGGACCACCACCAACCGGUUAUUUUGCACCUCCACCUAUGGCACCUCCACCUAUGGCGCCUCCACCCAUGGCACCUCCACCUAUGGCACCUCUACCUAUGGCGCCUCCACCCAUGGCACCUCCACCUAUGGCGCCUCCACCCAUGGCACCUCCACCUAUGGCGCCUCUACCUAUGGCGCCUCCACCUAUGGCACCUCCACCUAUGGCACCUCCACCCAUGGCGCCUCCACCCAUGGCACCUCUACCUAUGGCGCCUCCACCCAUGGCACCUCCACCUAUGGCCAACCCUGGUUUGGCCACUCCAGCUAGCUUCGGCGCUUAUGCCACGGCCAAGAUCAGUGUCGAUGCGUCCCUUGCAGGUGGCAUCAUUGGGAAGGGUGGAGCUAACAUAAAGCAAAUAUCUUCCGUCACAGGGGCCAAGGUGGUCAUUCAGGAGGACCGCCAUGAAUCAGACACCAGCUUGAAAAACAUUGAGUUUGAGGGCACCUUUGAUCAGAUCAGGAACGCUAGUGCUAUGGUCAUCGAGCUGAUUGUUAGCAUCAGUGGCAUAGGAAGCAACUUCAAGACCAAGAUGUGUGAGAACUUCGCAAAAGGGUCAUGCUCUUAUGGCGGCAAAUGCCACUUUGCCCAUGGUGAGAGUGAGCUGCGCAAGCCUGCCGCUGCUUGAGAUCCAUGCCCUGUUUCUUACCUCAUAGUCAUUAGUCAAUGUAACUCAAAACUUGGCCUCUGAUGAUGGAUUUGUUGGCUUCUUUAGGUCUACGCUAAUGAAUUGCUGGCUUCAGGCCUACUACUAAAUUUGCUGACUUCUUUAGUCCUUCGCUGUUGGCCAACUAAAUCUGUUUUCUGCGUUUGUUCUUGAAUGUUCUCCUAUGAUCUAAUCCUCUAUUUAGGUUCAACCAGAGAAGUGUUGAUGCUGAUGAUUUGCA